AUGUUCAAUAGCGUUAAUUGUAUUUGGUGUUUUGUGCUUUGUCUAGUUUUUAAUGUUGUCAAGGUUGAAGCUGAUACAAAGUAUAACUCUGGAUUAACGUCAAGAUUUGUAUAUGCUUGUUUUUAUCAAAUGACUUCAGAAGUAACAUUCUGUCCAGCAACUGAUAUAAGCUGUGCAUGUACUAAUAAAAAUGCGCUUUCAACUAUAGCUGGAUGCUUGUAUAGCAUAGACAGAACUGAGAUUAAAUAUACUGACUAUCUUAUUGAAAAUUGUGGAUACUAUAAUGUUACAGUGCAUGAGGAUUGGUAUAAACAGUCAAUUGGGCAUUAUUUAUCAGAUGCUAAAUCAGCUAAGGAGAUUGAAAAUUUUAAUAAAUCUGUUCCAAUUGACACACCUUUCAUACUCAACAAAACAAAUACUAAAAAUUAUCAAGAUUCCUAUACAAGAUUUUACGAAAAUUAUGGUAAUAGUAUAAAUUAUGGUGCAGGAAUAUUAGGUUACUGGUUAUUAGUGUUGUUAUUGGGUGCUAUUGCUAAUUGGUCUAAGAUAUUGUUCCCAAAUUUAACUAAGAAAAUGACAAACCCAGUGAUUAGUUGGUGGAGAGCUAACAUUUCAAUGCCCGCAACUUUCAAUAAUAAAAGAGCUCAAGAACAAACAUUUUUAAAAAUUUUUGGUUUUUUAAUACCAUCAAGGUUUGAAACUAUUGUUAUAUUUUUGUCUUAUUGUAUUACUAUUUUAGUAUGUGCAUUAAAUAUAAAAGGAGUUGAAGGUGAUAUUAUUAAUGAAACAAAAUAUAUGUCAGAGAUUAGAUAUGUUGCUGAUAGGACUGGUAUAGUUGCGACUUUAAUGAUGCCAUUAAUAUUCUUAUUUGCUGGUAGAAAUAACUUUCUACAAUGGGUAGUACGUUGGAAUUAUAGUACGUUCAUGACAUAUCAUAGACAUACAGCUAGAAUAAUGUUUUCAUUGGUUGUUGUUCAUGCUGUUACAUUCACUAUCGUUUUCGUUCCUUAUUGGGCUGAAACGAUCAAAGAGCGUUAUUUUUAUUGGGGUAUAAUUGCAACUGUAUGUGGUGGUGUAAUAAUGAUGCAAGGAAUGUUAUACUUGAGAAGAAGAUGGUAUGAAAUAUUUUUGAUUGUACAUAUUUUGUUAGCCGUGUUCUGGGUUAUCGGAACUUGGUACCAUGUUGUUGAUCUUGGAUUUAUUUGGUUAGUUUAUCCUUCAAUUGCAGUUUGGUGUUUUGACAGGGUUGUUAGAAUUGGUCGUUUGUUUGCAUUUGGUUUUCCACAUGCUGAAGUAACUUUAUUAUCUGAUGAAACUUUAAAAGUUGUUGUACCAAAACCAAGUUAUUGGCAUUCAAUUCCAGGUGGUCAUGCAUUUAUCCAUUUUUUAAAGCCAACCUAUUUUUGGCAAUCACAUCCUUUUACAUUUACUGAUUCGGUUGAACAAGGUAGUUCUAUUAUUUUAUACGCCAAAGUUAAAGGAGGUAUUACUCAUAGUUUGUAUCAAACAUUAUCUAAACAACCAGGUAGAUCUUGCAAGAUAAGAGUUGGUGUUGAGGGACCAUACGGUGAAGCAACAGCUGCAAAAUAUGCAGAUACAGCUGUUUUUAUUGCUGGUGGUAAUGGUAUUCCUGGUAUAUUCUCAGAAGCAGUUGAUAUUGCCGUAAAUAGUAAAGAUGGUAAAAAUGUUGUUCAACUUAUUUGGGUUGUUAGAGAAUGGAGAUCAUUAUAUUGGUUCUAUGAAGAGUUAUUGAGCUUAAAGCAUACCAAAAUUGAAACAACUAUUUAUGUAACUCAACCAAAUAGUCAUAUUUUUAUUGACGAGUUUCAUAAUAGAUUUAAAGGUUUAGAAAGAUUAUCAUUAAAUAAAUCCGAAGAUUCCGAUGAAUUAUCAUUCAAUAAAGAAGAAACAUUAAAAGACAUUACUAAAAUUGAACAAAAUUCAUAUGAUGAAAAAAAUGAUGAAAAUCCAAAACAAAUUAUUGAAACUAUAAAACAAGAAUUAUCACAUAUUACGUUUAAAGAAGGUAGACCAAAUCUUGAAUCAUAUAUCCCUGAAAAUAUUCAAGAAUCAAAUGGUUCAAUCGCAUUUGUUGCAUGUGGACAUUCAGUAAUGGUCGAUCAAAUCCGUUAUCAUUGUUGCAAAAAUAUCAAUAAUAAAGAAAGAAAAAGAGUUGAUUUUUAUGAACAAGUUCAAAUUUGGGCUUAG
Lodderomyces jiufengensis is the source of this 2208-nucleotide messenger RNA. RefSeq lists its product as uncharacterized. Gene Ontology annotation, biological process: iron ion transport; intracellular iron ion homeostasis; copper ion import. The record is from RefSeq and is a predicted model, not a curated record. Gene Ontology annotation, cellular component: plasma membrane. Bases 1 to 2208 code for a protein of 735 amino acids. Gene Ontology annotation, molecular function: ferric-chelate reductase activity. NCBI's taxonomy places the organism in Eukaryota, Fungi, Ascomycota, Pichiomycetes, Serinales, Debaryomycetaceae. The transcript has a single exon.